Messenger RNA from Pieris napi, 1843 nucleotides. It is a transcript of the gene Ahsa1, whose product is annotated as activator of 90 kDa heat shock protein ATPase homolog 1. The record is from RefSeq and is a predicted model, not a curated record. Gene Ontology annotation, cellular component: cytosol. Gene Ontology annotation, biological process: protein folding; positive regulation of ATP-dependent activity. Lineage: Eukaryota; Metazoa; Arthropoda; Insecta; Lepidoptera; Pieridae. Bases 289 to 1311 code for a protein of 340 amino acids. The transcript is spliced from 4 exons. Gene Ontology annotation, molecular function: ATPase activator activity; protein-folding chaperone binding.
CAGCUGCCAGGGUGGGGGUUAAAUUCGACUUACAUGGUAUACCAUACGAUUUUUCUCGAAGAUUGUAAUUUGUAAAUCUGCAUUUUACUUUUUCCUUUAAAGGAACCAUUAUCGUUUCUUGUAUGACAUAGCAACGGUUAUUAUUGUGUAUGCAUUGUUGUGUCACACCAAUUGCAAUAAAUUAUUAGAGAAAAGUGUAGUUUGUGCGAAGACCACAUUAAAAUCGCGUAUCAUUGAGACCUCGUGUUGUAUUAAAUACUUGCUUCUGGCACUGCACCGCAUUGUAAAAUGGCUAAAUGGGGAGAAGGAGAUCCUCGCUGGAUCGUUGAGGAGCGGCCUGACGCCACAAACGUGAACAAUUGGCAUUGGACAGAAAAGAAUGCAGGUCCAUGGUCCAAGGACCGACUUAAAGAGUUAUUAAAUAACUUAAAAAUAGCUCAGAAUGGUAUCGAUUGUAACAUAACAGAGGUAGAAAAAUUAGAUGGUGAAGCUUCCGCCAACAACAGGAAAGGAAAGUUAAUAUUUUUUUAUGAGUGGGACAUCAAAUUGAAGUGGGAAGGUUUGUUGGCUGGUUCUGCAGAUAAGAUUAAAGGUGAAAUCCAUAUACCGAAUUUAUCUGAAGAAAAUGAUGUCAGUGAAGUUGAUAUGACUGUGACGAUAAAAAGUAGUGGUGAUGAAGCCCAGCGGGUGAAAGCAUUUAUGCAUAGCAUAGGGAAAGAUAUUAUCCGCAACCAACUAACGGAGUACAUCCGAAGCCUCAAGGAAGAGUUCUCAAAAGGCUUAAUUCUCCCAAAAAAAGGUGAAACUCAAGUAAAACCAGAUAAUGUGUCUACUAUUACUAGUGGAUUUAACAAAAAAGUUAACAUGGAACCAAUAGUCUCAGCUCCAAAACAAGUUGGCUGUAAACUUGAUACUAAGAAUAUUGAGAUAACAGAGACAUUCCAAUGUCGUGCCCAAGAGUUUUAUGAUGCCCUGACUAGAAUAGAGAUGGUUACAGCUUUCACACAGGGACAUGUUAAGUUGGAGGCAGAGAAAGGUGGUAAAUUUACCCUAUUUGGUGGAAAUAUAUCUGGUGAAUUUAGGGAGUUGGUGCCCGGAAAGAAAAUUGUGCAAUAUUGGAGAUAUAAACAAUGGCCAAAAGAACAUUUCUCUGAGGUUACAUUUAAUAUUGAGGAGAAGGAUGACAAUACCCUAGUUACACUAAAACAGGACCUGGUUCCGGCGUCAGAAGUAGAACAGACCCGAGAAAACUGGAAACGCUAUUACUUUGACAGUAUCAAGAGAGCAUUUGGCUUUGGAGCCUUCCUGUGAUUUUGUACUACAUGCUUAGAUAAUUCUAGGAACAAUUUAGGAAAGGACUUUGGUAAAUUGUCCUCAAGAAGAAAUGUGCAAGUCAUAUGUGAUUUAAAUCAUUGUUUUAAAUCGACGGCAACAAACUUAACAUGCAAAGUACUUAAAGUACGAACUAAUUCUAUUGUAUUAGUAAUAAGCGGUAUAGCUUGCAUUUUGUUGCACUUGCAGCUUGCACUGUUAGGUAUGUUUAUCGAACAGUUGAGUUUCUAUGAAUUGUAAUUAACUUUGUCAAACAUUUCGAAAUAGGCUUCAAUGUUUGUAUUUAAAUGUAAUUGAGUUAUUUAUUAUUUCUUUUUAUUCACUCUUGAAACUUAUUAUUAAUUAGAUAUACAAGCAUUAUUAAUGAUAUCUAAGUGUGUAAGUAAUUAUUAUAUAAAAUGAGUUUUGUUGCCGUCGAAUCCGCUGCGUUUUGCCGAUUUGUAUUGCUUACUAUCUCAGUAGCUGAUUGUGUUUAUAAACUGGGUUUGUCAAUAAAAUAUGUUAGGCUUAA